AUGGCAGAAGGAGACACCUUGGUAUCAGUGGAUUACAAAAUUUUGAAGAAGGGGCAAGUGGUGGUUUUCCACAAGUACACUCAGGCUGAGGGUAAAAAGCUAGAAUUGGCAGGCUGGGUCCAGAACACUGACUGGAGCACAGUGCAAGGACAAUUGCAAGUUCCUAUCUUUAAGGUGCGUCACAUGCAGGAAUGGCUUGAGACAACAGGAAGUCCCAAAUCACACAUUGACAAAGCAAAUUUCAACCAUGAGAAAAUCAUCUUGAAAUUGGAUUACUCUGAUUUAGAAAUUGUGAAAUAA
Messenger RNA from Marmota flaviventris (yellow-bellied marmot), 300 nucleotides. The record is from RefSeq and is a predicted model, not a curated record. Lineage: Eukaryota; Metazoa; Chordata; Mammalia; Rodentia; Sciuridae.